This is a messenger RNA of Eufriesea mexicana, 2576 nucleotides long. RefSeq lists its product as uncharacterized. The record is from RefSeq and is a predicted model, not a curated record. Lineage: Eukaryota; Metazoa; Arthropoda; Insecta; Hymenoptera; Apidae. The coding region runs from base 243 to 2576 and encodes 777 amino acids. The transcript has 6 exons.
GCGUGGGACAGGCGUGUGAUCGCCGACACGGCAGCAGGUCGCCUAACGAGCGCGAAGAAAGCUCGUCGAGGGAAAAAAGGGACGGCCUAGAGGUCCCUAGUAAUUGGUCACCUGUGACUUCGGGGCAGAGUGAUAUUUCUGGGGAAUAAUCGUCAACGUUCCUAUCGAACGAUCCAGCAGGGCUCGAUUGGCCGCCAGUCGUCUGGAACAACGUGGGACCAUCCGGAACAGUGAGCACCGAAAUGAAGCUGGGGGAUAACAUGACUAUGGAAGCCUACAACAUAUGGGGCGACGUUGCCCCACGAAAAUGUCGGCCACCGAAAAUCGGCGAUAUUCCAAAACACAGCGCGAUCGACGAAGAAUCUCCGGGCUCCAUUUCCAAGUCGCUGACAGUCGCUGCACCGACCACGAGGGACUCCUCGCUAGAUAUUCCUCUGGACUCGCCCAGAAGCAUUUUCCCGUUGCCUUCCAGCACUUCUACGGACCAAUACCCUUCUAUCCGAAAAUACGAGGCGAAAACGACGCUAUCGUCCAAGGAACCGGCCAGGUUCCAGUAUCCAUCGACCAAAAGAGAGGCUCGAUCUCUGAACGUCCUCAACAAAUCCUCCUGUUCCCUGGAACGACAGCCGAGACUACCAAUCGACCAACUAGGUCUAGUACGAAAGUCUCUGGGUCUGAACAAAUCCACGGACCAAGGAAUAGAAAAAUCUGACGAUUUGGACGGCAAGGUGACCAUCACGUUACCUUCAGAGGAGCCAAUCAAGUCGAAGUUGAAGGAUCGCGAGGAUUCCGCCAGGAUUCCUUCCAGUCCCGAGGAUAUCUCUGACCAAGAGAUCAUCGAAGUGAGGAAAGACAGUGCUCUGUUCCUGGAAGAGUCCGAAGGGCUUCCUACCCUACGCGAGAUCCUGAAAUCGAGGAGUCCAAAGAUAGUGAGGCCCAGAAGAGAAAGCAGCGGAUACGGGAGCAAUCUAGAUACCUUCGACGAGGAUAGGAGAAACUCGUCGACUGCCGACGUGCAGGAUUUGUCGUUGUUCUUGAAGGAGAGACGUAGGUCCUCCACGGGUCCAAAACGCCUGAACUCCAGGGUGAUAUUGGGCAGGGCAGAGGAGAGCUUGACAGAAGACAUCAAGGUCGAAAGGAUGCCUACCACAGAGGUGUACAGGAAGGUGUCCGGAGCUGGACUCGAGAUGCCUAAUAUCGAAGAGGUCAGGGAGAUACUGAGGGAUGAAGCUCCCUCUAGACAGGAGAGUUUGGAUAAUCUUUGUAACCUGGAAAAACGUGUCAGCUCUGAGGACUUCUCCACGCGAUGUCGCCUACUGGGGGAGCCAGCAGACCACGGCAUCUCGCCAAAGGACACGCCAGAAGUUCCAACUGCUACCAGAUGCCAAGAUACAUUGACCUUCUUCGAGCCUUCCUCGCUAAGCGAGUCGAUCAACCGUCUCUCGGUAUCUCCGACCUCGAGGAGUCCAGGCCAGGUGGUUCCUCGUUGCUCCACCUCGACGUUCCUCGAGUCCAAUCUUCGAAACGUCAGUAAACUGAGCAACAAAUCUAACGAGUCUUUGGACAAGUUGAAAGACACCAAAGCUGAGAGACCCAAGACCGUUGCAUCCAGAAUGGACGAAAAGCCUUUGUACAAAAUCUCGAGAACUGUUCGAAAGACCGAAGAGACAACCCAAUCCAGAUCAGUCAGGCUGGAUGACCAAUUCAGUGUUCUCCCACGAUCCAUCAAGAUGUAUCAGUUUCUAUCCACCCAGUCUGAAGACGGGCCUGACAGUGAGCUUCAUCUGGACAGGGGGAUAUCUUUCCAAAUUUCCAAGGAAGACGACGUGACUAGCUCAAUGGCAUCUUCGACAGAGUCGCAGAACCUGUCUCUGAACAAAUCCUCGAGCGUUUUCACUCUGAAAAGCAGCGUUUCCAGUGAUAUUCAGAUGCUCACAUCCGCUGAACCUGCUGACGAUUCUGACGUUAGAAAAGCAAUCUCACCCGGAGAAGUAGGGACGAAUCAGAGGUUCCUUGGGGACGGCUCGAACGUCUCCGCGAGGCCUAUCUAUCCCUAUUGCCCGUAUUCCCCAUAUGGGAGUCCUCAGGGGUCACCCAGGAACAGGAGAAGGCCUCUGAGGGAGAGCAGAAGGGUUUCCAUUGACAAUAGGCAAGGGGCUCUUCAGCUGAAUCAGUACAAGCUGCUGGAUAACAUUGGUCAGUCAAUGGGUAUUUUAGGUACUUGUUUAUUGCUUCGUGUAUUCCCAUACAUUCCCAGCGAAGCAAUUCGACUUUUAAUAAAAUUAAGCGGAUCACCGGUUCGUGUGAAACUCCAGUUACCCGUCGCUACGCUCUGGGUCGAUGACAAAACAGAAUUGAGGUUUGCAAUAGGUAGUAGUGCCAAAUCUAACGAUAGAAGCAAUAAUAGCAUGAAGAAUAGAAAUAGCAAUAGCAAUAACAAUUACAAUAGCAAUGACAAAGACAAUAAUAAUUGUAGUAUCGAUGACAAAACACAAUUGAGAAUGGCAAUAGAUACCAAUGCUAAGUCUAAUGAUAAUGCCAGAAACAAUAAUAGAAGCAUGAACAAAAAGAAAUGA